This is a messenger RNA of Capsella rubella, 2475 nucleotides long. RefSeq names its product pentatricopeptide repeat-containing protein At3g49740. The coding region runs from base 82 to 2295 and encodes 737 amino acids. Gene Ontology annotation, molecular function: RNA binding; protein binding. NCBI's taxonomy places the organism in Eukaryota, Viridiplantae, Streptophyta, Magnoliopsida, Brassicales, Brassicaceae. The record is from RefSeq and is a predicted model, not a curated record. The transcript has a single exon. Gene Ontology annotation, biological process: RNA modification.
CUCUGUUUUGCAUAUAUGGACUAUGGUCAAGACCUAAAAGAGAGAAAUUUAUUCAACAACAACGCAGCUUAUAGAUGACUGAUGAGAAAAGCUCUAUGUUUAACAGAGAAUCUAUCAGCCAUAGCCGAAAACUCGACUACUUUGCUCAAUUUGAACCGGAGACUAACGGGUCUCACUCGCUCCGGCGAGAACAGAAACGCUCUCAAGGUCUUCGUCGAUGUUCACCGUUGCACAAUUCUGAGACCAGACGAGUACAGUGUCUCGUUAGCUAUUACUGCAGCUGGGCACCUCCGUGAUACCAUCUUCGGUGGUCAGGUUCAUUGCUAUGCAAUUCGCUCUGGUUUAUUGAGUCACUCUCACGUCUCCAAUACGCUUCUCUCGCUAUAUGAGAGAUUAGGGAACUUAGUUUUAUUGAAGAAGAAAUUCGAAGAGAUUAAGGAACCAGAUGAUUAUUCAUGGACGACGCUUCUGAGUGCAUGUUUUAAGCUUGGGGAUAUAGAGUAUGCUUUUGAGGUGUUUGAUAAAAUGCCUGAGAGAGAUGAUGUUGCGGUUUGGAAUGCUAUGAUCACUGGUUGUAAAGAGAGUGGCUAUCAUGGAACAAGUAUCAAGUUGUUUCAAGAAAUGCACAAGCUUGGUGUAAGACAUGACAAAUUUGGCUUUGCUACUGUUUUGAGUAUGUGUUACUAUGAUUGUUUGGAUUUUGGCAAGCAGGUACAUUCGCUGGUUAUAAAAGCUGGAUUUUUGGUUGCAUCAUCUGUUGUGAAUGCCCUAAUUACAAUGUAUUUCAAUUGCCAACUGGUUUGUGACGCUGGUCUGGUGUUUGAAGAAGCUGAUGUUGCUGUUCGUGAUCAGGUCACUUUUAAUGUUGUUAUUGAUGGUUUGGCUGGUUUCAAAAGAGAAGAUUCUUUGUCAGUGUUUAGACAAAUGCUUGAAGCUGGUCUUAGACCAACCGAUCUGAGCUUUGUUAGCAUAAUGAGUUCGUGUUCAUGUGUGGCUAUGGGGCACCAAGUACAUGGAUUAGCCAUCAAGACAGGGUAUCAAGAUUAUACUUUGGUUAACAAUUCCACUAUGACAAUGUAUUCUUCUUUUGAGGAUUUUGGUGCUGCUCGUAGGGUUUUCGAGUUAUUGGAAGAGAAAGAUUUGGUUACUUGGAAUACAAUGAUCUCCAGUUAUAACCAAGCGAAAAUGGGUGAGUCUGCGAUGUCAGUAUACAACCGCAUGCACAGAAUAGGAGUUAAACCGGAUGCGUUUACUUUUGGAAGUCUUUUAGCAACCUCUCUAGAUUUAGAUUCCCUGGAGAUGGUUCAAGCGUGUAUAAUCAAAUUCGGACUUAGUUCAAAGAUUGAAAUUUCCAACGCGUUGAUAUCUGCCUACUCGAAGAAUGGACAGAUAGAAAAAGCUGACCUAAUAUUUGAAAGAUCGCCAGGGAAGAAUCUAAUCUCUUGGAACGCGAUAAUCUCAGGGUUUUACCAUAAUGGGUUUCCCUUUGAAGGUUUGGAAAGGUUCUCGUGCUUGAUAGAAUCAGAGGACCGAAUCUUACCUGAUGCUUAUACUCUCAGUACCCUUGUGAGCAUUUGCGUAAGCAUUUCAUCUUUGAUGAUCGGAAGUCAAACUCACGCUUACGUCCUCAGACACGGCCAUUUCAAGGAAACAUUGAUAGGUAAUGCCCUUAUCAACAUGUACUCUCAAUGUGGGACUAUACAAAAAUCUCUUGAAGUGUUUAAUCAGAUGUCUGAAAAAGACGUUGUGUCAUGGAACUCUCUGAUCUCUGCAUACGCGAGACACGGGGAAGGAGAGAGCGCGGUUUCAACCUACAAAACCAUGCGAGAUAAAGGCGAGGUAGAUCCCGAUGCAGCCACAUUUGCAGCAGUUCUCUCUGCUUGCAGCCACGCCGGUUUAGUCGAAGAGGGGCUCGAAAUAUUCAACUCAAUGGUGGAAUAUCACGGUCUGAUACCGAACACAGAUCAUUUCUCGUGCUUAGUCGACCUUCUUGGUCGAGCAGGUCACCUCGACAAAGCGGAAAGCUUGGUAAAAAUUAGCGAGAAGAGCAUAGGUUCUCGUGUGGAUGUCUUAUGGGCAUUGUUUAGCGCUUGUGCUGCCCAUGGAGAUUUGAAGCUAGGAAAGAUGGUUGCAAAGUUACUAAUAGAGAAAGAGAAGAACGAUCCAUCGGUUUACGUUCAACUGUCGAAUAUUUACGCAGGAGCUGGUUUAUGGAAAGAAGCAGAAGAGACUAGAGAAGCCAUGAACUCAAUUGGAGCUAUGAAACAACGAGGUUGCAGCUGGAUGAGAUUGUGAUCAAAUUUGGUUUAGUCGUACACGUUAACCGGUUGCUAAAGAAAAGCAUAAUCAUGAGCCUCUUCUUGUAAGAGUGGGGGGUAUAAUGAUGAAUGAUAAAUGAUCAUCGUAUCCUAAAGUGUAGCUGUAUUAUUUUGAUUUAAGAAUACAAAGAAAAACACAACUUUUCAUCUAUUAUUA